ACUACACUUUUCAUUUAAGGUUUUAAAGCUACCCACAUACCCUCACCAUCCUCUCUUCAUCUUCUCCGAUCUUCUUGCUCUUCUGCAUUCAUCAUAACAAUUAAUGGCUGCUCAGCUUCUUCUUCUGCUCAUUUUCUCCAUGGUUGCUCACUCUAGUGGAACUUGGUGUGUGUGCAAGAAAGGUGGAAAUGAUAAGGUUCUACAGAUGGCAAUAGACUGGGCGUGUGGAAAUGGUGCGGACUGCACCCAAACGCACCAAGGUGGGAAAUGCUACAACCCAAACACUGUCAUUGACCACUGCAACUACGCUGUGAACAGCUAUUUUCAGGCCAAGGGUCAGGCUCCUGGCUCAUGUGAUUUCAAUGGUGCAGCCAUGGUUACCACCUCUGACCCCAGCGCUAAUGGGUGUACAUAUCCUUCUUCUGCCAGUGGAAUGACCAAUUCGCCAGGCAACACGAGAACACCGGGUUCCACCACUGUGACAGCGGGCAGCACCACCACUUCUCCCUAUGGCAACAACCCAUCCAACACCGGCGUGUUAGGAGGCGGUCUUGGCUCGGGAAUGGGUCCGGGAGCAGGUAUUAACACGGAUGUUAGCCACGGGUUCAUGAUAGAUCAAGAAACCACCACUUUUCGUUUCUUGGCUAUAAUGGGUUUAACACUUGUAAUGCUUUUGUGGGGUUGAUGAAUAUGUAAAGUAAGUAGUAAGGGUACAAGUGGGUAAUGCAUGUAUGUGGUUUAGAGGAUUGUCUAAGACAAGGUUAAGUUUUGGCUUUAUUUUACCCGUUGUCUAUAUUGGGACAUUAUUAAGGGUCUAUGUUCCUUUUUGGUGGUCACGACUCAUAUGAUAUCUACCACUUUCAACUAU
Molecule: messenger RNA, 868 nt
Organism: Helianthus annuus (common sunflower)
Lineage: Eukaryota; Viridiplantae; Streptophyta; Magnoliopsida; Asterales; Asteraceae
Product: PLASMODESMATA CALLOSE-BINDING PROTEIN 1
Exons: 4
Coding region: 104-685 (193 amino acids)
Source: RefSeq, a predicted model, not a curated record